UCAGUGCACGAGUAUUUUAUGUAAAACAGCAGAAAAAUCAUUUCUAUAGGCGUUCAAGUCUAUAGGAGAAACUUGAAGUGGUUUUUAAGAAAUGAAGGCACUUGGUGUUGUGGGACACACUGGUCAAUAAAACCAAUCUGGUCUGCACUAAAUGAACAACACACAAAGGGGAUGCACAGAUGGUGUUGUGUGUCAGACAGUAUUAUUAAAUAUAAAUAAAAAGAAACAGAAGACUGAUAAACUCCUGACAUAGUCUCAAGAUGCACAUAUGCUACAGUCAUGCAGAAGCCAAACUGAACCUCUCAGAAAAGUUCCCUUUAGCUCAGUCAUGAUAAGCCUCCCUGAGAGAAGAGUGGAAACAACAAAAGGCACCCCCUGCAGUAGUAGAGAUCUAAUAUUGGCACCCGAAGCAGCUGGCGGGCUGUCUCCUAUAAUUUUAGCGCACACUGAUGCAGAGGAAAGAUUUAAUGGGCAUUGGUCGGCGUACCCUCUUCUGAGGGCGUAAAGGAGACAGAGCGGAGAGGAAGGGGAGAGGGAGAGGGAGGGGAGCAGAAGGAGAGGACAGUGAGGAGAGAGGGGGAGAGAAGAAGGCUGUGUGUGAAGGGCUGCUGUGGAUCAGAAAAUAAAAGUCAGGAAACUACCUGGAGCAGCAUGACUCCUCUAACACUUGGACUGUAUCUGCCUCUGUGGUUCUGCUAUGGCCUGGCUCAGUCCUCUUUUCUGGACAGCUUUAUUUCAUUCCCAGCAGCUCUCAGACCGCAGGGGGAGCAGAAGAGGUUCAACCCAUGCUGUUUACUGAGUCCGCCGCCACCCCCACUGUUUCCUCCACCCCCUUCACUUUGGCGCCGCCACGCUCAUAUUGAAGGUGUUUCAUCAAACAGUGGAGAGUCAGAGUCGGGCACUGGGGACAAAGGUUCUGCAUGUGUCCGAGGCCUCCCCGGGCCAGCUGGUCCCCCUGGCCUUCAGGGUCCACUUGGAUUACCUGGGAUAGGAGGGCCAAAGGGAGAAAAGGGAGAAAUCGGAAGACCUGGGCAAAAGGGUCGGACAGGUCCUCCUGGACUUCCUGGGAAACAGGGACCAGCUGGAUGGCCAGGACCAACUGGGCCCAAAGGUGAGAAAGGAGACCCGGGGUUGAUGGGUUUGCCUGGUGCCAGAGGACCAAUUGGGCCCCGGGGGUUACCAGGGUAUAAAGGAGAAAAGGGUUCUCGAGGUGAUCGUGGUGAGAGUGGAGUCAAAGGUGACAAGGGGGCGAUGGGUUUCCCAGGAAUGCUUGGACAGAAAGGUGAAUUGGGUCCAAAAGGAGAACCUGGAAUCUCAGGAAACAGAGGACCCACUGGGCGACCAGGAAAGAGAGGGAAGCAAGGCACGAAAGGAGACUUGGGCAGUGUGGGUCCCAUGGGACCUGCAGGCCCACAGGGACCUUCCGGCCACCCUGGUCCUCCUGGUUCACCUGCUACAGGACUGUACAUGGUAGGAUCGAAGGGUGCACGAGGUCCACCAGGGCCUCCUGGAAAGUGUAGCUGUGGCUCUCUCAGUAGCUUCCCAUAUGAUGAUUAUCCCUCAAGAGGAAACUAUGCCAAAGUACCAGCGAUAUUUGUUGUGAGCAAUGAGGAAGAACUGGAGCGUCUUAACAUAGAGAACGCUCUUGCAUUCCGUAAAGAUCAGAGAUCUCUCUAUUUCAAAGACAUCGAUGGCUGGCUGCCAAUCCAGACUUUUCCAUUCCAGCUGACACCGUUCCAGUCGAUGGAAAAUGCUCCUGAUGACGAAGGUUACUGUGGCGACGGGAUUGUGCAGAUAUCCAGCGGGGAGGAGUGUGAUGACAAAAAUCGAGUAGUCACUGACGGCUGUGUUAAGUGUAAACAUGCCUACUGUGGAGAUGGGUACCGCUAUGAGGGGGCUGAAGAGUGUGAUGGGAAGGACUUUGGAUACCAGACAUGUAAUUCAUACCUUCCAGGGUCAUAUGGUCACCUCAAGUGCACACCAUACUGUGUUAUUGACUCCACAAACUGCAAGUACUUCACUUGAGGAGGGGGCUGAACGCUGCAGCGGGAUCCUCGGUGUGUUAUUUGCUUGACACAUAACAGGAAUAUUGAUGCAAAAAAAAAAAUAUUGAUGAUCCAAGCAAAGGACUCUGAAGGUAGAGGCCGGUGAUGAAAUUUCUAUUUCUACGACGAAAAAAAAACAUAAAACACACAUGUAUAAAACUCCUCGUUAUUGCUGCGGAGAUGCCACGAAAGCUUUCUGGAGUUUUAGCCGAUCAGCGGAGGUGGAAAGCCUUCGCUCACACAUAAGGAAAUGCACAGGACAACUGCACACUGUCUUAACAAGCAGGACUCGAGACCAGCCUCCUCACCACGCCUAAAUGGACUGGAAAACACCCUCAAGAUGCACGGUUGUGUGACAGCUAGGCAACGACUUGAAAAAGUGAAGGAUGGAGAUGUUGAAGAGGAGCCAGAGGUGUAUUGAUCUUGACCUAGUUUCUGAGGAAAAAAAAAAAGUGGGGCAGUAGGACAUCCAGAGCUGUGGCCUCAGGUAUUCAGCUGCAGUGUGAAUGAGUGCACAGCAUUUGCAUGAGGCUGGGGUUACUAAAACCAUGACAGCAGCUGUCACUUUCCAAGCAUGUAAACAUCUUUCCUUAUCAUUGCCACAACAUGGCUUGAACUGUGUAGUGCCAAUAUCAAAUUCAGAAUGUCAGUUGUGAAGUAAAACUUGGCACAUACAAAGAUCCAUAAAUAGAGGGAAUAAUACAUGAUAUAUGGAUGAUGCACUAGUAAUAAUCCUGUGAGACUGUUAUACCAGGAGGCCACACUUCAGAGGCUUUGUUCACUUGUGGAGGUAACAGACUUAACAAGUAUACUGAGUCUGGGCAAGGUUUAAAACAUAAAAACAAUUCUCAGGAACUAACAGGUUACGUAGAUCCACACAUCACCUUUCACAGGCAUCCUCCACUACUCUCUUUGUAAAAUGAAAUGGCAGCGACUGUAUGCUGAAGCACACAGGAACACUCCAGAAAAAGCUUUAACGUAUCCACAUGAUGGAGUUUCCUCCCUGUGCUUCACCCAGAAAUGAAAUAUUCUAUAUGUGAAGGCUUAAAACUGUUACGUUCUUAAUUUUUCUCAUGGCACAGAAAAAGGCAAGGAGUAGUCUGUUUAGCUGCUAAAGGUGGAAGGAAAUUAAAUUCCAGCCUGCUCUAUGGUCAUUACUGUAUUUACUCUAAUACCUCUUUAUCCAGUCUUUCUGUCUUACAGUGUACACAGCAACAGAGAAGCUCAACAGUAAACUUAACAGUCUAGAUGUCGUCUGCUGUGUGUUGGGCAAUAAAAAAAAAAAAGAAAAGAAGACUUUUUCCGAUAUAUAAGCUGACAUGUCAUAAGCUACUGUACGAGUCGCAGUGCCAAGGGAGACUUUUCUCAGCCAUACUUAGAUGUAGUCAGGUGAUGUAAAAGCAAUUGAAAAAUGAAGACUGUUAUCAUCCACGCAUGCUUUUGCUACCAUGUGUGAAACGCUUCCACUUUGUCAGGCAGUGUUUUGUAAAAUAUUGUAGCAUUUAUUAGCAUAGCCGGUGUCUUAAGAAGUACUGUAUGUGUGACACUUCUUAUAUCAUAGUGAUGAACUGUGCCAUGCACAAAGCUCAGAAACCUGUUGGGAACUGUGUUGAAUGUUGUGUCUGUGGCCUGUGCUGCUGUGCUGUGUCCUGUCCUGUGUAUGCACAACACUGCUUAAACAUAACAUGCAUGUGGUAACGUACUGUAAGGCAAAUGAAACCUAGUAUGCACUGUGACAGUCUUUUUUUAUUAUUAUUAUAUGAUUUAUACAGUAGUUGUGGAUAAUUAAAAAAUGGAAAUAAAACAAUGAUUUAGAUCACCCUAAAGCUUUC
Messenger RNA from Labrus mixtus (cuckoo wrasse), 3877 nucleotides. It is a transcript of the gene colq, whose product is annotated as collagen-like tail subunit (single strand of homotrimer) of asymmetric acetylcholinesterase. The record is from RefSeq and is a predicted model, not a curated record. The transcript is spliced from 17 exons. Lineage: Eukaryota; Metazoa; Chordata; Actinopteri; Labriformes; Labridae. The coding region runs from base 652 to 2025 and encodes 457 amino acids.